Messenger RNA from Australozyma saopauloensis, 2328 nucleotides. RefSeq names its product Sok1p (gene SOK1). The coding region runs from base 1 to 2328 and encodes 775 amino acids. The record is from RefSeq and is a predicted model, not a curated record. The transcript has a single exon. Lineage: Eukaryota; Fungi; Ascomycota; Pichiomycetes; Serinales; Metschnikowiaceae.
AUGACUUCCCAACUCAAUAACGGAAACGAAAACCUGGACCAGGUGCUCCAAGAAACAGACUCCAUGCGUCCGCUGUUCUUCGAAUCUUCGGCAAAACACUCCCUGCCUCCUGCCUCCGAACAGCCCCAAAGAUCGAGACUCGACUCCGCAGUGGAGCCUCAACAUCUUCCUCUGCAACAAGUGCGUCCCUCCGAUGACAAUCAGCACAUUCUGACAUCUCUGACCCCUUCAGAAACAACCUUGUUGGACAUCAACCACCUGCUCAUCUUGCAGCACCACCACCUCCAGACAGUCGACUCCGGCUCGGUGGUGCAGUCCGUCAUCCAAUCAGGUGGUGGAGAUGCCGUUGUUUCUGGCGCUUCGGGCCACUUCUUGCUGCAGCUGAAGGAGUCGCCCAAACAGCGGAAAAACUCCCUUCCUAGGGCUCCUCACAUGGUCAAGAAGGCUGGCCGCCUUCCGCUGUCGCUCCCAUCGGCCUCCUCGGCCACGGCGUCGAAGACUCCCAAGUUGUACCGCCGCUUCCGCUCGAGAUCUUUGCCCAUCAUCAACUAUACCUCAAGGUCGCAAAUCGCCCAACCUCAGACAUUCUCUCGUAUGGGAGGCGCCGUUCCAAAUGCAGCCCUCAUCCCUGGCGCAUCUUCGGGUGCUGCCAGCUCAGCUAAAGCUGCUGGUCUCUCAUCGUCGGCUCCAAGCGGCCACCAUCAUCACUCCCGGGUAUCUAAAACUACCGGCCAUAGUAGUCAUCACUCGAUGUAUCGUCAUAUUCCGUCAUUCAACCUGGCGCCUUCCUUGCCGCCCAUUAAUCUCCAGUCUCUCAAGGAAAUCGACUUGCAGGAGAUCUUGAAAAACCCACAGCUUCGCCAUGACAUUCUUUUCGACCCACAACUCCAGUUCCGUCCAAACUUGGAUGGCGAGAGAGGACGCAGAAAGAAGACUGUCAUCGAACGUUACUGGAUCGAGAUCGAGAUUGAAUGUAAGCAAUUCUUUGAUAGGAGUGCUGGGGCUCAAUCUGCUACUGCUGCAGCUUCUACUGACUCGGGAAGCCAGUUGAAAGUGACGAGGUUGCGUGCUUUGUUCACCACAUUGCGUGAGAUUUUGUUGUCUCUUCUUCCAAUGAAGGAUCGCUCACCAGUCAACGAGAUCAUGGAUAUCGACCUCAUUGUGCAACAGCUCAACUAUGGCCUGUUUGACUUCGUGGCCAUGGCCAAAUGGCUUGGUGAUGUGUUCAAGUCCCAUUGCGCUCCUAUGAGAGAUCUGUGGGUAUUGGAUAUGAUCAACAAAUUCCAGCAGGCAUUUGAUGAAGCUUCCGUCUCUAAACUCGUCGAUGGCUUGAGAUCUAUCUUCUCGAUAUUAGAAGCCAUGAAACUCGAUGUGGCUAACCAUCAGAUUCGUAUUCUUAGGCCUGUCUUGAUAGAAACAGCCACUGACUUCGAGAAAGACUACUUCCAUCAAUUGAUCACCCACUGCAAGAUUGAUAUUUCUGACUCUUUGAAGUGGUUCCAUCGCGGUUAUGCCAAGCGCCAGGAGCAGCUUUCGGCCGGUGCUGGUCAAUUGACUAUCGUGCCAUCUCAUGAGAUGAAGUCUGUGCUUAGUCACCUGGUAAUUGAGCUUUUGUCCUGUCGCAACAUGGCUACAGAAUUCCCAUCAACACUUGCAUUCGAUCACACUCGUCUUGUGUUGUUACGUGCUGAUGUGCGUCAACUCGUCUGUGUUCAAUUGUGCAUUGUUUUGUUUAAACAAGUUUGCACAAACUAUGCUGCAAUGAUGAAGAGACCUGUGAACUUGCGUCCAGAAACCAUCACUAAAGUCCAAGAGCAAAUCUUAGCAAUUGUGACUGAUGAUAACGGAAACGUCAAAUGGACACGGAAUGUUCAAGCCAUUGCUUUGCAAUUGGUCAAGAAUGCCGUAGCUCGCGAUGGCGAUGCCGAAAAUAUGUCAGUACAGAAAACAAAUUUGCCUCAACACUUGGUGGACUUCUGCUACAACUGGCUCAUAAAACAGAUCCAACCUAACACUGAUGUUUACGGCUUGAUGGAGGAGAAGGUCUUCAAAGAAUUGUCAGAGCAAAUUGGUCGCUUGGCCCAAAAUGACCCAAGUCUGUCUGCCGCCUCUUCGAGCUCUGGUUUGUCUCUGUCGUCUUCUGCCUCUUCUGGUUCUGAUGGUGCGACACCUAAGCCUACUGGAAUCAACUUGCUCAAACAACGUAAGACUGACUCCGAAAUGGCUGGCAUAUCCUUUCGCAUCUACACGUUGGUCAAAUUUCACUGGAGCGUGUUCGGUGACUACUACGCCGAGUUUGAGCGCUCUCACCAACCUACUACUCACUAA